AUGCAAGGAAUUGUUCGUGCUCUCAAAACUGAUUUUCCAGAAUUACGGAUCAAGGAAUAUCAUGGUAAAUCUGAUCUGGUGGAGAAGGCUCAUGACUUUAGCAACGUAGAAGAAUCAUGGAAAGACGUAGACCUAGUUGUCUAUACUAGUACUCUAAAGAUAGGAGUGUCUUGCACCAAUCCCAAGUUUGAACGAGCAUUCUGCAUCUUUAACAGUUAUAUAGAAACGAAUGCUGGGACAAAUCAGAUGUUAUUCCGCAUGCGAUAUAUCAAAGACUAUAUAUGUCAUAUCGAACAAAGAUCGUUUAAUAUUCCUAUUACAGAGAAAGGAUUAUUCCAAUGGUUGUUGAAUGCCAAACGAGAAUGUCUUCCCCGAGAACUUCAGAAUAGAGGAAUAUUUCCUGACAUAGACUCUAUCAUCCAGAAUAAGGAUGUACCAACCAUUCGAUUAUGGGUAGCAUUUAUGUUGGAGAAAUUCCAACCUAUUCCUAAAUACGAUGAAAAUGUUACAUUAUUAUCUCAAGUUGUAAAGUUGAAUUCCGCUACUGUUAAGACAGAGAAGAUAUCAGCAAUAACUAAUGCUAAUAUCCUCGAUCAUGAGACUGCUGAAUUAUUGGAAAGCAAGUCGAAGAAGACUUUAAAAGAGAUACGCUCUUUAGACUGGCAUCAUAUUGCAGAUUGUUAUGAGAUUUCAUCUGAAUCAUUGACCGAAGAGUUCAUCUCAAAGUAUGGGAAUUAUAACCAUAUGAAAUGGUUCAGAGCUUAUAGGCAGUUACGAGAUGCUGGUACUGACAACGAAACGGCUGUUGAGGCUAUCACCCAUAAAGAUUAUAGAGAAGAUAGGCUUACAACUAUAACCCGGGCUGAGAGGCAUCGAAUUUGUCUAGAAUUAUUAAAAAUUUGUACACCAGCUAGAGAUAUCGAUGAUAGAGCCAGAUAUAAAUCUGAUGUUGUUAAGAUGCGUCUGAAUUCUCCUGAAUCGAUAUCUCAUCUCCAGGAUUUAGUUCUCAAAAUGGCUCGGGUAUUUGACAAUACAGAUGCAUCGCGUAGAGUUAAAAAAUCAGGAUUGAAAACAGAUCAGGCAAAACUUGGUUUACUGAACUUAGCACUAUAUGCAACUUAUGGGUUGAAAUUUAAGGCUGUAGAUAGGAGUCACAGGUAUUACCGCCUAGAUGGAUCAUUCGAUACUAAAGACACUCCUAGAUUACCUUCAUAUCAAACGGGUGAAGAAAUUUAUUGGGAAAAUGGGCAAGAUACUCGGUAUGGAUAUAGUAAACUCCCACCUGAUAAAUUAAUAGAUAAUUUUACUAUUUCUAGCAAACCUUCUGCUAUUUUAUAUAAUAUAAUUCCGCAAAAGGCUACAUCUAUCGAAAAUUCAGAGAGGAUUCCUAAUGCUCUGGGUCGAGCAAUCACUAAUCCCCAAAGAGGCCGAGACCCAUAUCCUCAUCAUCUGACUUGGAAACUGGAUCUUCAUAGAUUCUGGGUGUCUCUUUGUAAAGAAGUGGGAAACAAGUAUUCAUGGAUCGAAGCAUUAUUAUCAUCUGACUUGGAAAUUGGAGCUUCAGGGAUUUGGGUUGAAGGGCCUCAGCUUCAUACUUCUGCCUCAUCCGAUAAUUUAGCAAAUGAAAUCUACUCGAAUGAUCAGGACAAUAUCUCUAUUUCGACCUGUGUACAGAUUACAGCUAUUUGCGAAAAUAAUGGACCACCUAAUUCAUUUUUCGACUGCGAAAUCACCACCACCACAACACCACCACCAUCACUUCCAUUUCAAGAUAAUCAUCGUCAAAAGUUGGCCAGAAGGUUGGCCAGAAGGUUGGUUGGAAGAUUGGUCAGAAGGUUGUUGGUUGGAGGAUUGGUCAGAAGGUUGUUGGUUAGAGGAUUGGUCGGAAGGUUGUUGGUUAGAGAUUGGUUGGAAGAUUGGUUAGAAGGUUGGUUGGAAGAUUGGUUGGAAGAUUGGCCAGUACUUGUUAAUAAAACAGUCUCUUCUCCUUCUUCAACAUCAGCGUCAUAUCCAUCAUUAAAGGACUUUUCACUUUCCGCAAAUUUCAUCAAUGCUAAAAUAAUUUGGGAUGCCAUAAUUGAAUUUGGAAUUUUACUUAUAAUUACGGCAGUCCAAAAUAAUUUGGGUGGCAUGUAUAGCGCCGCCAGUUCAUUAUUACAAAAAUUAUUGCCCAUAACUCGCUCACAGUCAAUAUAUUCACGUAAAAAUAAUCGUAACUUAAAAUUAAAAUAG
Molecule: messenger RNA, 2232 nt
Organism: Rhizophagus irregularis DAOM 181602=DAOM 197198
Lineage: Eukaryota; Fungi; Glomeromycota; Glomeromycetes; Glomerales; Glomeraceae
Source: RefSeq, a predicted model, not a curated record